Molecule: messenger RNA, 843 nt
Organism: Aspergillus welwitschiae
Lineage: Eukaryota; Fungi; Ascomycota; Eurotiomycetes; Eurotiales; Aspergillaceae
Exons: 1
Coding region: 83-763 (226 amino acids)
Source: RefSeq, a predicted model, not a curated record
CUCGAUCUUUCACUUUUCCGCCUGUCUUUACCAGCGCUGUUCUCCAAGUUAGACCACGUUUGUCAUUUCACUCUUGCUCCCCAUGCCCAAGAGACACUACCGGGCCUGGACUCCCGGCGAGGAACGUGACUACCCAUCAUGGGUAGCUCGUCAUCUCCAUUUAACAUGGCCGGAGAGGGCAAGAAUAUAUUCCAUCGAACGCAAACCCAGAACGAGAGAGUCUUUGCGGACCAAACAUCGACUGCUGGAGAAGGACAUCCGACGGCACCGCCGUCCAAAUAGCAAACCCCCAUCGCGGCUCAGGCGUCGCAUCCCCCAGAGAAAGGAUCAUAGCCAGCGGAAGGCUUGGCCCAGUCCUAUCUCGAUCAGCACCCCCACCCCUUCCGAGCAUCAUUUGGACGACCCGAGCGCGGUAGCGAUACCGAUGAUGAGGCGACGGACCCGUACACGCGUGGCCAGUCACCAGAACCAGAAUCAGACCGCACCGUCGACCCGGGCUCUAAAAUUGACCCCCCAGUUCUCAGCCAAACGUGGGAGCCACAUGUGUUUGACGCGUGGGCUUGUUGAAGGCUGGGGUAAUUCCCCCGGUAAGAGCAUGCCCCCCGUGCCGUCAUCGAAGCCCUCUGAUAUCCAAACCUUCUUAGGAGCAGGAGCAGGAAUCGGAAGUGAACAUAGAGCAUCGCCUCGGGCAUCAACUACAUCUGACGAGAUCGAUCGGCUGUGGCGGUCAGCAUACCGUGUCUCCGGUCGCACGAGGCAGUAGGCACGAGCCGUGACGGAGACAUGCUGGUAGAACUCUCCGCGAGGGUUCUCCAAGGUGGGGACGACAUACCGCCGCAGCUG